Penicillium concentricum is the source of this 369-nucleotide messenger RNA. RefSeq lists its product as uncharacterized. Gene Ontology annotation, cellular component: membrane. The coding region runs from base 1 to 369 and encodes 122 amino acids. Gene Ontology annotation, biological process: transmembrane transport. The record is from RefSeq and is a predicted model, not a curated record. Gene Ontology annotation, molecular function: transmembrane transporter activity. Lineage: Eukaryota; Fungi; Ascomycota; Eurotiomycetes; Eurotiales; Aspergillaceae. The transcript is spliced from 2 exons.
AUGGCGGAGGAAAUCAGAGAUGCAUCCCGGGUGCUCCCCAUGGGCAUGCUCUGGACACUGAUCCUCAAUGGGUCUACUGGAUUUGUCAUGAUAGUCACAUUUGCGUUCUGCGUGGGCGACAUUGAUGAAAUGCUCGGGUCUGAAACAGGCUUUCCCUUCAUUCAGGUCUUUCUCAACGCUACGGAAUCAGUCAGCGCCACGACUGGCAUGACAGUGGUGAUUAUGAUCAUGCAAUUUUGCGCGGCAAUCAGCAAUGUUGCCACAACCUCCCGUCAAAUCUACUCUUUUGCCCGAGACAAGGGUCUUCCUUUUUCGGAUUUCUUGGCAAAGGUGAGUCUUCGACACGACCCCAUCUAUUGCUUGGACUAA